This is a messenger RNA of Clupea harengus (Atlantic herring), 1310 nucleotides long. RefSeq names its product eukaryotic translation initiation factor 3, subunit M (gene eif3m). The record is from RefSeq and is a predicted model, not a curated record. Gene Ontology annotation, molecular function: translation initiation factor activity. Lineage: Eukaryota; Metazoa; Chordata; Actinopteri; Clupeiformes; Clupeidae. Gene Ontology annotation, biological process: cytoplasmic translational initiation. Gene Ontology annotation, cellular component: eukaryotic translation initiation factor 3 complex; cytoplasm.
AAAAAGAUAACCCGGAAAUACAAUCUCUACUGUCGGCACAUUCUUUUUUCCGGUGGCUGGAGCCGUGGUUUGAGCGUGGAUUACAUCUGGGCUCAGUAAAAUACAUGAAAAUGAGUGUCCCCGCUUUUAUCGACAUAACAGAGGAGGAUCAGGCGUCUGAACUGAGAGCCUACAUCAAGGCUAAAGGAGCCGAGAUCUCAGAGGAGAACUCAGAGGGUGGACUUCAUGUUGACUUGGCUCAGAUCAUUGAAGCCUGUGACGUCUGUCUCAAGGAUGAUGAUAAAGAUGUGGAGAGCGUGAUGAACAGCAUCGUUUCUCUUCUCUUAAUUCUGGAGACGGAGAAACAGGAGGCCUUAAUCGAGAGCCUGGCAGAGAAGUUGGUGAAGUUCCGUGAGGGAGAACGUCCUUCCCUCAGGAUGCAGCUCCUUAGUAACCUGUUCCAUGGCAUGGACGAGAACGCCCCCGUGAGGUACACUGUGUACUGUGGCCUCAUUAAAGUGGCCGCAACCUCCCAUGCCAUUGCCUUCAUACCAACCGACCUCGAUCAGGUUCGGAAGUGGAUUAUCGACUGGAACCUGACCACAGACAAAAAACACACUAUGUUGAGGCUUGUGUAUGAAGCCCUGGUGGACUGUAAGAAGAGUGAAGCAGCGGCAAAGGUGAUGGUGGAGCUUUUAGGCAGUUACACAGAGGACAAUGCCUCACAAGCCAGAACGGAUGCCCACAGGUGCAUUGUCCGUGCUCUGAAAGACCAAAACACGUUCCUUUUCGACCACCUCCUGGCUCUGAAACCUGUCCGCUUCCUGGAGGGGGAACUCAUCCACGAUCUGCUCACCAUUUUUGUCAGUGGAAAACUAAUCGCAUAUGUGAAAUUCUACACGAGCAAUAAAGAUUUCAUUGAUUCUCUUGGCCUGUCACACGAGCAGAACAUGGCAAAGAUGCGCCUACUCACCUUCAUGGGUAUGGCUGUGGAGUUUAAGGAGAUCUCCUUCGACACCAUGCAGCAGGAGCUGCAGGUCGGUGCUGAAGAUGUGGAGGCCUUUGUCAUCGAUGCUGUUCGGACCAAGAUGGUGUAUUGCAAAAUUGACCAGACACAGCGAAAAGUUGUUGUGAGCCACAGUACACAUCGCACCUUUGGCAAGCAGCAGUGGCAGCAGCUGUCCGACAGCCUCAGCUCCUGGAAGCAAAACUUGGCCACUGUGAAGACCAGCCUUCAAGCCCUCUCCACCUCCUCUUAAACUAACCCCUCCUAAAAACAUCAGCUGUGGCUAUGAAUUUUUAUAUUCACCAAUAAAAGUUAAUGAAGACCA